UAGAACAUCGUGGAGUGCCGAUUCGAGAUAGUAUUAAAUUUGUUAUAAAUUUAUCAUUUUAGAUAAUAGAAUCGCCUGAAGGUAUACUCAAAUGUCUGAGUCAGAUCUUCUAGCUGCAGAUCACAUUGAUGGUCUAGAUGGUCUUGAAAAUGGUCAAGAUGGAGAUGCCAUUAUGCAGUGUGAUGGUGUAAAGCGGGAAUUAAAUGAAGCAAACAUUGAUGAUCCGGAAUUGGAAGCUAUUAAAGCUCGUGUCAGAGAAAUGGAGGAAGAAGCAGAAAAAUUAAAACAGUUACAAUCUGAAGUGGAUAAACAAAUGAACAUGGGUAGUCCACCUGGUAUAACAAGUCCAUUAAAUAUGUCACUUGAAGAUAAAAAAGAAGUUGAUAAUAGAUCUAUUUAUGUUGGUAAUGUCGACUAUGGCGCUACAGCAGAAGAAUUAGAGCAACAUUUUCAUGGUUGUGGUAGUGUUAACCGAGUAACCAUACUGUGCAAUAAGUUUGACGGGCAUCCCAAGGGAUUUGCUUAUAUCGAAUUCGCAGAACGUGAUUCUGUACAAACAGCUAUGGCAAUGGAUGAGUCUAUGUUUAGAGGGAGACAAAUUAAAGUAAUGCCUAAAAGAACAAACAGACCAGGAUUGUCUGUAACAAACAGAGGACCACGAGGAACACGAGGCUACCGAGGUAUGGCCAGGGGAAUUGUACGUGGCAGUGCAUACUUUGGCUAUAGACCUACAAGACGACCUAGGAGUUACAAACGGGGUUACUACAUGCCGUAUUGACCGUUUUAAAGGAUUUUACUACUAUUUUACAAAUUAAG
This is a messenger RNA of Dufourea novaeangliae, 816 nucleotides long. RefSeq names its product polyadenylate-binding protein 2-B (gene Pabp2). Bases 92 to 778 code for a protein of 228 amino acids. The transcript is spliced from 7 exons. The record is from RefSeq and is a predicted model, not a curated record. Gene Ontology annotation, molecular function: RNA binding. Lineage: Eukaryota; Metazoa; Arthropoda; Insecta; Hymenoptera; Halictidae.